This is a messenger RNA of Marasmius oreades (fairy-ring Marasmius), 1222 nucleotides long. RefSeq lists its product as uncharacterized. The record is from RefSeq and is a predicted model, not a curated record. Gene Ontology annotation, biological process: proteolysis. The coding region runs from base 99 to 785 and encodes 228 amino acids. The transcript is spliced from 4 exons. NCBI's taxonomy places the organism in Eukaryota, Fungi, Basidiomycota, Agaricomycetes, Agaricales, Marasmiaceae. Gene Ontology annotation, molecular function: serine-type peptidase activity.
CGGUUAUCUACCCUCCUGACCACCAUGCCUUUCCGCGACAACCGUCUUUAUAAAGCGUUUCCCUCUCAGCUCACUCCUUCCAUACCUAUCCAACAAAUAUGACGGACAAGAAGCAACCUAUCAAGAUUCUUUUCAAGCAGGCUGAAGGGAUUGACAUCUACAUGGAUGUGUAUCUGCCUAUGGCAGCAACAAAGGAGAAGCCAGCCCCCAUUGUACUUUUCUGGCACGGUGGCGGCUUGCUGCAGGGAUCCAGGACCGUUUUAGGACCUCAUCAAUUUGAAUCUGCCGACAAACACAAGAUCUGCCUUGUUUCUGCCGACUAUCGACUGGCACCGCAAUUCCGCUUCCCAGCCGUCUUGUCCGAUUGCGCUUCUGCAAUGACAUACAUUCAAUCCUCGGCUUUUCUUGAAGCCGUUGAGGGGCGUGCUGAUCCAUCUCGAGUUGUCGUCUCUGGAGGGUCUGCUGGAGGAUGGCUUGCCCUUUUGUGCGGAAUGGGGAUUGGGUUCGAUGAAUGCGGACUACCCAGGCCUCCAAAAGUUCAGGGAAUCGCCGCGCUCUAUCCGAUAACCGAUAUGCUGGAUCCAUUCUGGUCAACGAAACAACAUCCCGUAUCCUACAUGGAAAAAGUCAUCCCGAGAGAAGAUGUUGAGCCGUUCAUUAAUCCGGACAGUAAAGAGAGUAGGAUUGCGGCUUCCUAUUUGGGAGAGCGUCGUUCGACGCUGUAUCAUUACAUGGUGCAAGAGUACGUGGUUUCGUGCUACUUUUCGUGCUCCUUGUUCAGGUAAAUCAUGACCUUUACGUUUUCAUCACAGGGCCCUCCUCCCACAACUGCUCCUGGGUGGUACCAACAUCCCCCCCUCAGCAUUUUCUGUUGCGCCAGCUCUCGAUUUCCUAAAGGAGUCCCCAAACAAGUACCCUGUACCUCCCAUAUACAUCGUGCAUGGAACUAUUGACGAUAAAGUCCCCGUUCAACAGUCUCGAGAUGUGGCGGCCGCACUAGAACGGUUGAAGAAGAACGGGGCGAACGUGGAUUACGAGUACGACGAAAUCGAGGGACUGAACCACCUCUACGACCGUGAGACCAACAACCCGAUGGAUAAGUAUUACGACUUUAUCAAGAGAGUAUUGAGGGUUUGAGGAUGACGUGAUUGACAAGAAUACGGAAAAGCGAACAAAUGUAUUCGGUGAUUAUUAAACAAGCAAUGCAAAUCUUCGUCUUCAC